Molecule: messenger RNA, 328 nt
Organism: Talaromyces stipitatus ATCC 10500
Lineage: Eukaryota; Fungi; Ascomycota; Eurotiomycetes; Eurotiales; Trichocomaceae
Exons: 1
Source: RefSeq, a predicted model, not a curated record
UGCGUGCCAACACAAAAAAAAAACCGAAUUUUAGCAAAUCAUCGCGUGAAUAUGGGGUGUCUCGCAAAAAACUGUCUCGUCGGUGGCAUGGCUUACCCUCUCCCUCUCGCUCAACACGCCCACCUACGAGGCGCCUAUUAUCUCUAGAUCAAGAAAAGGCACUUAUUCUAUGGAUUGAUUAUCUAGAUAAUAUAGGCGCGCCUCCUACGAAUCAGCAAAUUGAGGAAAGUGCGAAUUAUUUGCUCGGCAAAGAUUUCAGGGGUCAAGGAGAGCCCCCUCUCGCCGGAAAAAAUUGGGUACACGAUUUUAUCAAGCGCCUGCCAAAACA